Messenger RNA from Caenorhabditis sp. 36 PRJEB53466, 1319 nucleotides. The record is from the annotation of a GenBank genome assembly. Lineage: Eukaryota; Metazoa; Nematoda; Chromadorea; Rhabditida; Rhabditidae.
AUGGAUUCGACCCGUAUCGUCAUGGAAACAACGUAUCUCGAGGAGGAGGAUGCCGAUUCUAGGGAUUCUGGUGAGUAUGUUAUCCGCCUGUAGAGAUAUCAAAAAGCGGUCAACUGGCUAAAUUUACAAAAGUUCUUUAUGAGCAUUUUAUCAGUUGACAACUUUUUGAUAUCUCUACCCACAGCUGAGUUACAACGUUUUGAAUUAACAAUAUUUUUGAUAUAUUUGUUCCAGGCAUCUCGAUGACUUCAACUUCAUCCGCCGACUUGCCCACCGACUUUUCCGCAAUGGAAAUGGAGCAGAGCAUCUCGUUCAAACGGAAGAGAACUUUCUCCUUUUCAACUGUUUCGGGUGCAAAACGGCCUAGAAUUGAGGAUUCUUGUGAACAGGUUGUUCGAGGAGAAUUGGGCGCUCAGAAUGCUUUGGAUAUGCUGAAAGUGGUGAGAAGAAAAAGGAUAAUGUAAAGACUAGAUAUGUAGGGAUUUAGUGGAGCAGUUGGAACAGCUGCUUUUAUGGGGUUAUUCAGCACAAGCCUAAGAGACAAUUUCCAGAAGUACACCCUUCCAUCGGCCGUCCGUCCUCAGAAGAACUCGUCCGCCUACCGGAGCAUCAGUCCGCAGACGAUCCUCUCGGAGAUGCGACGUCUCGGAGCGGCUUUCUCGGAUCGGUACGCCCUUUACGACUGCCGAUAUCCGUACGAGUACGCGGGCGGACACCUCCGCGGAGCCGUCAAUCUGUACAAGAAGUCGGACAUCCGAAUGGAGUUCUUUGAUGAGCGGAAGCCAAAGAGAAUUCCGAUCUUCUACUGUGAAUUCAGUCAGAAGAGGGGACCGAGCAUGUAAGAAGGGGACCAGAUCCAGUGGGACCAUCUCCAUCAACUUUUCAGGGCCAACGCAGUGCGCUCGAUCGACCGGGUCCGCAACGAACACAACUAUCCGCACCUCGAGCAUCCGGAGAUGUACCUGCUCGACAGAGGCUACAAGAACCUGUGGGACCAGCCGGAAUGCCGCGAGAUCUGUGCAGAACCCAUCGGUUAUCUCCCGAUGGCACACGAGGACCACACUGAAGAGUACCGAACCGCCCGUUUCGAACGACAUCGCUCCAGUGAAAUGGUCAAAUCGAAUGGCGAAGUGGAGGUGGAAGAGAGGAUCCGAUCGAUUCGGCAUCGGAGCAGUGUGCGGGCGAGGAGCACUGUGUUUCGGGUGAGUGUUUGGUGAGGCAUCGACAGUAUAAUCCAUGUUUUUCAGCUAAACUCCAUGUUUUCCGGCUCGCUGAGCCCUGCUUCCAAGGAAAUUCUUGAAAAGAGCUUUCGAAGAUGA